Paramecium pentaurelia is the source of this 721-nucleotide messenger RNA. NCBI's taxonomy places the organism in Eukaryota, Ciliophora, Oligohymenophorea, Peniculida, Parameciidae. The record is from the annotation of a GenBank genome assembly.
AUGUCAAUUUAAUUAUAUUUCAAUCCAAUCUCAUAACCAUCAAGAGCUGUACAUGCAUUAUUGGUACUUGGUAAAAUCCCCCAUGAUUUGCAUAACAUUGAUUUGAUGAAACAAGAGCAAAAUACUCCAGAAUAUAGAAAAAUUUCACCAACUGGUAAUGUGCCUUCUAUUGUUGAUGGAGAUAUUGUCUUGUUUGAAUCACAUACAAUAUUGAAAUAUUUAGCUAAGAAAUUCAAACUAGAAAAGUUUUACCCAUCUGACAUUGUUGAAUAAGCCAGACUUGAUUAAUAUCUUGAUUGGCAUCAUACAGGAACAAGAUAAAUUACACUAACAGCCAGAGAUUUUGUAUUCUAUCCAAAAUUCUUUGGAAAGCCAGCUCCAGAAAAUAAAGAUGAAAGAUUCAAAGAAUUAGAUUGGUAUCUUAAGGCCUUUGAAGAGAUCUUCUUAGGUAAUGGAAAACAUCAAUACAUCUUAGGAUUUGCCGAACCAACUAUAGCUGAUUUAAGGUAAAUAAUUAUAUAAAUUUUUUAGUGCAAUCUGUGAAUUAGCAACAAUAUUCAUGUUAAAUAUUGAUCUUGCUCCUUAUCCACAUCUUCAUCAAUAUAUUAAACAUAUGCUUACAAUUCCUGAAGUAAAAUAAGUCCAUCAACAUACUUUUGGAUUUACUUAAAAAUUCACAGAAAACUUAAGAUAAGAGUAUGUCGAUCUUAUCUAAUGAGUU